Molecule: messenger RNA, 1632 nt
Organism: Monomorium pharaonis (pharaoh ant)
Lineage: Eukaryota; Metazoa; Arthropoda; Insecta; Hymenoptera; Formicidae
Product: rRNA methyltransferase 3, mitochondrial
Exons: 4
Coding region: 270-1613 (447 amino acids)
Biological process (GO): RNA processing
Molecular function (GO): RNA methyltransferase activity; RNA binding
Source: RefSeq, a predicted model, not a curated record
GCACUUUCCGACUGAGGCUUCACUAACUUGUUGGUUGGUGUAUUGUAGCGUUCACGGCGAGUAUUCAUGGCGUCGAGUGCAUGCUGGAGCAUGCGGUUUAUUUAGGUUUCCGGUAACUUGAAUAAACAACGUUAUGAAAAUGUGCUAUUGUGUUAUGAUAAAAAAUUAACACAAGACAUUGUUACAAUACAGUGGUUAUUAAAGUAAUUAUUCAUUGAAUGAUAGAGUGCAUUUGAAUAGACGUUUGAAAUAGAUUUUUCUAAAUAAGAAUGUUAUCAAAUAUCGUACAGCUAUCACUUAGGUCGAUUCACAGUGUGAAACUUUUGAGAACAGUUGAUGUAAGAUUAGCAAUUAAAUGCAGAUAUGGCACUAAAUGGAUUAGUCGGAGACCUGCUGCUAUUGUCAAUGAACAUGAGCUUUUCGAUACGGAACAAGAUACAACUGAAGUCGAUGAGCAAAGAGCUUUUAAAACACAUAGAAGGAGACCAAGAGUCAGUACACAAGUGAAGGAAGAGAAAGAUAAAAAACAGAAGGAAGAUGAAGUUAAAGAAAGCACAGAACGAAAAUACAUAGCCCUUGAUGGAGAUAAUAAGCUUAUAAGCUCGCUAAUGAUAGAUGUCAAAACAAAAAAGAGAAGAGAAAAGAAUCGUCAGGUACUGUUAGAAGGCUUUCGAUUAAUUGAAGAUGCAAUUCGGGUGGGAAUAGUGCCAAAAGUGAUAUUUUUCAACAGAUUAUCUGACAUAUUGUCACUGUCGCUUCCUAAAGAAGUAAAAUUAUAUAAAAUUCCAUAUCGUACAAUUCAGUUGUGGUCUAACUUGACAACUUCUCCUGGGAUAAUUGGAAUCUUUGAACUCCCAGAUAUAAGUACUAAAGAACCUGCUAGUGAUGCUAUUCCUUUAACUAUUAUCUGUGACAAUGUCAGAGAACCAGGGAAUUUAGGAACUAUUGUAAGAGCUGCUGCUGCAGUUGGUUGUGAAAAGUUAUUACUAAUGAAAGGAUGUGUAGAUUUAUGGGACCCAAAAGUUGUGCGCAGUGCUACAGGUGCACAUUUUCGAUUACCAAUAGUUACUUCUGUUUCAUGGGAAGAAAUUCCAACAUUAAUAAGUAACGAAUCUGCAAUUUUCCUAGCGGACAACAAUAUAGCUUAUGAAAAUGAUUUAAAAGAUUGUACUGUUAAUUCAAAGUCAAACACCUCCUCCGUCGAAAACAAUGGUGAUAUAAAACAAGAUAAUCUAGACGCCAAUAAUGAUCAAACAAUUGAAGAUAAUGAACAUAGUGUUGAAGAUAAUGAGCUAAACCAACUGAUAAGUCAAACUAAACCGUAUAAAUCAACUGCAAAGACUAAAUUGAUGAUAAGACAGUUGAUAUCUCAACUUCCAGUUAAACCUUAUUAUGCGUUAGAUUUUACAAGAAGAGAAGUAGUAUUCGUUAUUGGUGGAGAAACUGAGGGUAUAAGUCUCGAAUCAUGUAAAUUAUUACGUGCAAGAAAUUGCACUCGUAUUAAUAUACCGUUGACUAAUGGCGUUGACAGUUUAAAUGUUGGUGUAGCUGUUGGUAUUGUUACAUUUGAAAUGAAAAGACAAUUUGUAAAUCGCAAAAUUGAUGAUGAAUAAAAUUAUUUUUAUCUAUAAA